Helianthus annuus (common sunflower) is the source of this 882-nucleotide messenger RNA. RefSeq names its product 1,2-dihydroxy-3-keto-5-methylthiopentene dioxygenase 1. The record is from RefSeq and is a predicted model, not a curated record. NCBI's taxonomy places the organism in Eukaryota, Viridiplantae, Streptophyta, Magnoliopsida, Asterales, Asteraceae. Gene Ontology annotation, molecular function: acireductone dioxygenase [iron(II)-requiring] activity. The transcript is spliced from 4 exons. Bases 151 to 717 code for a protein of 188 amino acids.
AAAAUGGAUGCCACAUAAACAACGUAAGCUAACGACCACAGGCAAGAAUCGUGCAACAUCAAUAAAACCAAAAAUCUCCGAAACUUCGAGAACCCGGUAACGAUAUAUACCUAAUUUCGGUUUCGAUUCAACCCGACUACUGUACUCUCUAUGGCGAUUCUUCAGGCAUGGUUCAUGGAUGAUGUUCCCAAUGAUCCACAACUUCCUCAUCAACGCAAUCCCAAAGAGUUUGUUUCGCCUGAUUACUUAGCUGAAUUGGGUGUUUUACACUGGAAGUUGAAUCCGGAAAAGUAUGAGGAUGAUGAAGAGUUGGAGAAGAUUAGGGCUGACAGAGGCUACAAUUACAUGGAUCUGCUGGAUUUGUGCCCUGAGAAAGUGGAGAAUUAUGAGCAAAAGCUGAAGAACUUCUAUACAGAGCACAUUCAUGCAGACGAAGAGAUACGUUAUUGUUUGGAAGGGAGUGGGUAUUUUGAUAUCAGGGACAACGAUGAUCGUUGGAUUCGCAUUUGGAUCAAGGCUGGCGACCUCAUCAUUUUGCCAGCCGGAAUCUACCACCGAUUCACCCUCGACACCUCCAACUAUAUCAAGUUGAUGAGGUUGUUUGUUGGAGAGCCGGUAUGGACUGCAUAUAACAGGCCCCAAGAGGAGCAUCCAGCAAGGAGAAACUAUAUGUUUAACUUUGGUCAGAAGAUCGGGACGCCCCUUAAAGCUCAUUGAAUACUAAACACGCGUAGUCUAUAAUCAUGUAUGUAUCUGCUCUAGAAUUGGCAGUCAAGUUCUUAUAUCUUAUGCUGUAUUUGAAUCUCGACUGUGAGUUAAUCUUAUUGUAACACCCCCAAAAUACCACCCCUGCGGAAACCCCGCGAGGCGUGUUACACAUCA